AUGUAUGACGCAAUGGCACCGGAUACCAUCAUGAGGAUCGUUGGCACCAUGCCAACGAUCCUCAUGAUGGUGUCCGGUGCCAUUGGGUGCCAGGAUGUGGAAGUGCCUUGGUCUGCUACGAUUGUUCGGGUGCUGAUGCUUGCGGGGAAGGCAAUUGGAAUGAAAUCGAAUGCGCAGGUGAUCUACCAGAAGGAUUGGAAUGAAAUCGAAUGCGCAGGUGACCUACCAGAAGGAUUGGAAUGGUUCUGUGCAUCUAUGCGGGACCAGAAUGAUGUCCUGCAGAGACUCUCGUGUUACUCAGCGAACAUGGCAGACUGUAUUCUGUCAGGUGGCUUGCCCGGCAUCCCCGAAGGCUGGGUAGUAUGCCUUUGCUCGGGGGACCUCUGCAACGGCGGCGACCUUGGGACCUUCUGAACACCCAUUCAUCAUGCUGUCUUCCUCCACUACAGGGUGUUUAGUAUGAUAUCAAGAUAAAUAAAUAAAG
Darwinula stevensoni is the source of this 484-nucleotide messenger RNA. NCBI's taxonomy places the organism in Eukaryota, Metazoa, Arthropoda, Ostracoda, Podocopida, Darwinulidae. The record is from the annotation of a GenBank genome assembly.